Molecule: messenger RNA, 2882 nt
Organism: Neohortaea acidophila
Lineage: Eukaryota; Fungi; Ascomycota; Dothideomycetes; Mycosphaerellales; Teratosphaeriaceae
Product: exo-beta-1,3-glucanase-like protein
Exons: 3
Coding region: 249-2810 (853 amino acids)
Molecular function (GO): polygalacturonase activity
Source: RefSeq, a predicted model, not a curated record
CGGGGUGGGUGGGUGGAUGCAUGUAGUGCACGCCGCGGCAUCACAGACGGUGGGUGGUACGAGGGGCGUCUGUCUGCAAGAAGAAUAAGAAGGUCGUGAGUCCUGCCUCCUCCGCUCCCUCUCCCUCUCUCUCGCUUCUCAACCUCGCCUCGCCCCGUCUCGACUGACGUUCAUUACCCUCUUCUUCUUCUUUCCUCUCCUUCAUUCCUCGCAGCUGUAGCAGUCACUCUUUUUGCAAUCCGCACAGCAUGCAUUCGUCUUUCCUCUUUGCAGCCUUCCUGGCUGCCGUCACUCCUUCACUCGCGCAGAACGGGCACUAUGAGCCCGAGCAGGAUUGGAUUCCCGAAGUUCAACAGGACGUACAACACGCCCUGACCGAGUUUGCCCCGUACACCGCAUUCAAGGGCCUUCCUGGUGUCAAAAUCGACGCAAAACUCAACGUCCCCUUCAGCCAGGCACAAGCUGCCAGCCCUCAGUGCAAUUACUGGCUUGAGAACAUCACUCACCAGGGCAUUGCCGCGUUCAAUUCGAAUCCCUCCACGUACCAGGUCUUCCGCAACGUCAAGGACUUCGGCGCCAAGGGCGAUGGGGUUACCGACGACACCAAGGCCAUCAACUUGGCCAUCUCCUCCGGCAACCGCUGCGCGCCUGGCAGCUGCAGCUCCUCCACCACCCAACCCGCCCUCGUCUACUUCCCUGCUGGAACGUACAUGAUCAGCUCGUCUAUCGUCGACUACUACUACACCCAGCUCAUCGGCAAUCCCAACUGCGUCCCCACCAUUCGCGCCUUCUCCACCUUCAACGCCCCCGCCGGCUACAUCGGCUUGAUCGACGGAGAUCCAUAUGUAGGCGCCGGUGGCUCUUUGGCUUAUGGCUCGACCAACGUCUUCUGGCGACAAAUCCGGAACUUCAUCAUCGAUAUGACGCUGCUUCCCCCACAAGCCUCUGUGACGGGCAUCCAUUGGCCGACGGGACAAGCCACCAGCAUCCAGAAUGUCGUCUUCAACAUGAACGCCAACAAGGGCACGCUGCAUCAAGGCAUCUACAUCGAAUCGGGAAGUGGAGGCUUCAUGACCGAUCUCGUCUUCAACGGAGGCCGGUAUGGCGGCAACUUCGGCAACCAACAGUUUACCAUGCGCAACAUGACCUUCAACGGCGUCGUGACUGCCAUUAACCAAAUCUGGGACUGGGGCUGGACUUACUACGGUCUCAAUAUCAACAACUGCACGUUGGGCCUGAACAUGUCCACGGUCGGCGCGAACGGACUCUCGGUGGGCAGCGUUACCCUCUUCGAUUCUACGGUGUCCAACACUCCCGUCUUCGUUCGAACCGGCUAUGUCCAGGGCAGCUCGAGCCCUCCCACGGCCAACUCCCUGAUCUUGGAGAACAUCUCUCUCAACAACGUUCCGGUUGCCGUGCAAGGCGGAAACGGCAAGACGGCCCUGGCUGGAACUCCGACCAACACCAAGAUUUCGGCCUGGGGUGAAGGGCACGAAUACACGCCCAACGGUCCCACGACCUUCCAAAGCAACAUCUCUCCCGUCAACCGCCCAUCUGCCUUGUUGGGAUCGAACGGCAACUACUAUGUGCAAUCCAAGCCCCAGUACGCUUCCUACCCGGUGUCCAGCUUCAUCAGCGCGCGCAGCGCCGGCGCCACUGGAAACGGCAAGACGGACGACACCGCCGCUCUCCAAAAGGCAAUCAACUCCGCCGUGGCCCAGAACAAGAUCUUGUUCGUUGACGCCGGCGACUACAUCGUCACUAGCACCCUCCUCUUCCCUCCCGGCCUAAACAUUGUGGGCGAGAGCUACUCGGUCAUUCUUUCCCGUGGAUCAUUUUUCAAUAACAUGAACAACCCGCAGCCCAUCGUGCAAAUUGGCAAUCCCGGGCAGACUGGAUCCAUCCAGUGGAGUGAUAUGAUCGUGUCCACCCAAGGACAGCAGCAAGGCGCAAUCCUCUUCCAAUACAACCUCAACUCUGCAGGGUCCUCUUCAUCGUCAUGGGGAAGCUCGUCGUCAGGCGGCGUCUCGGGGAUCUGGGAUGUGCAUGCGCGCAUCGGCGGCUUCGCCGGCUCCAACCUCCAGGCCGCCAACUGCCCCAUCACGCCAAAAACAACGGUCACCGCUAGCAACCUCAACAAGAACUGCAUCGCCGCCUUCCUCACCCUCCACAUCACGGAGCAGAGCUCGGGCCUGUACCUUGAGAACAACUGGCUUUGGACCGCGGACCACGACGCCGACAGCCAGGCCGAGACGCAAAUCACCGUCUACUCCGGCCGCGGCCUGUUGGAUGAAAGCGCCGGCCCCGUCUGGCUAGUAGGCGGCGCGGUGGAACACCACACCCUCUACCAAUACCAAUUCGUCAACGCGUCGACCGUCUUCGCCGGCCAAAUCCAGACCGAGACGCCGUACUACCAGCCCAACCCGUCCGCGCCUACCCCGUGGACCUACAACGCGACGUACUCCGACCCGAAGUUCGCGAAAGCCACAAUCACCGCCAACGGCUACACUAUCCCCAAUGCCGACGCGUGGGGCCUGCGCAUCGUCAGCUCCGACAACAUCCUCAUCUACGGCGCGGGGUUCUACAGUUUCUUUAACAACUACAGCACCACUUGCUCCGCUCAGGGGAAUGGCGAGAUCUGCCAGAGCGAGAUUUUCCAGCUGCAGGGAAGCAACAGCAACAUCAAUGUUUACAAUGAGAAUACUGUCGGAACGCACUACCAAAUCACCACGGGUAACACGCAAACUGCGUACUACAACGAUAACUUGGAUGGGUUCGUCGACACGAUUGCGUUGUACCGCACCUCCUGAACUUGAGGGAUGCGUAACUCUGUGGUUGUAUUCGUAGCGUGAAAAGUAUUUCGUAUCUUUUUUCUUGGCCAU